Messenger RNA from Nakaseomyces glabratus, 2586 nucleotides. It is a transcript of the gene CLA4, whose product is annotated as serine/threonine protein kinase CLA4. Gene Ontology annotation, cellular component: cytoplasm. Lineage: Eukaryota; Fungi; Ascomycota; Saccharomycetes; Saccharomycetales; Saccharomycetaceae. Gene Ontology annotation, molecular function: protein serine/threonine kinase activity; ATP binding. The record is from RefSeq and is a predicted model, not a curated record. Gene Ontology annotation, biological process: regulation of MAPK cascade; protein phosphorylation; intracellular signal transduction.
AUGUCUCUAUCAGCAGCUGCGGCUAAAAUAUCAGACAGUGAUUUCCAAAGUAUAGGUCCCGCACCUAGGCCACCUGUGAGUGCCGGAGGGGCAGCCUUCAACAAGACACAGCCCAUCACCAGGUACAUGAGCCAGCUCGAUCUCAAUAGCGGACGCGCAAAUCGAUCUAAUAGCAAUGUCAGGAGGAAAUCGGGUUGGGUUUCAUACAAAGAUGAUGGUUUGCUGUCGUUUCUGUGGCAAAAAAGAUUCAUGGUGCUAAAUGAUUCGGCGUUAACAUUAUACAAGAACGAGAAAGUUACUGAGGAUCCCGUCUUGAAGAUUCCUCUGACUGUUAUCGUCAGUGUCAGCAAGAACCAGUUGAAACAGUACUGCUUUGAGCUGACCCGUGUAUCAGAAAGAAACUCGAGCAAUGGUGGCCAAUCUGGUAAUACCGAUUCCAUGGCUAAGAAGACCAUAUAUAUCGCAACGAAAACAGAGACCGAUCUCAUCUCAUGGUUGGAUUCGAUCUUCGCUAAAUGUCCUCUAUUAAGUGGAGUAUCUUCUCCAACAAAUUUUACUCAUAAAGUGCAUGUAGGGUUUGAUCCAGAGACCGGAAGCUUUGUUGGUAUGCCAACAAACUGGGAAAAACUGUUGAAGCACUCUAGAAUCACCGGCGAGGACUGGAAUAAUGACUCUGCAGCUGUUAUUCAAGUUUUAAACUUUUAUCAAGAAUAUAAUAAUGGUGAAGGUUCCACGUAUGGCGCUGGAAGCACUACAUCGGUCUCUUCUGGGAGUACUAACAGCUCACAGAUCAAUUUGUUAAAGGACACCAACACAUCUACUAAUUCUAGUGAUAAGGUAUCUCCAAUAUCACAAGCUAAUUCUAUGGUCCCUCAAAGAAGAGCUCCUUCACCUCCAAAGCAAUCAUCUACAGUUAAUUCCGUUAAUUCUGUGAAUGUAGUUCCUAGUCAAAAUUCUUCUCAACAAGCGAUUAAUAUGCCAAACAGGUCCAAUACCCCAAUUAGGCAGGGUAGCUCCCCAUACCAAAACAAUAUAUCCUCGAAGAACAACAUGGCACCAAGAAUGCAAGCGCCAUCUCCAGCAGGUGGAAACAAAAUUCAAAACUCACUUCCAAAACUUGCUACUCAUAAUAAUUACAAUCAACAACAAGGUUUUGUUAAUAAGUAUCCUUCUCCAGGUUCUUCUCCAGGUUCUUCUCAGCCACCUUCGCCGAUUAAUGGCUACAGACCACAUCAUAAUAUGAGUAAUCCAUACGCAAACAAGGGACCCGGGUCUCCUUUAAAUGCAAGGCCCAAUCAGCAAACAACUAUACAAAACCAAGUACCUUUCAAUCAAAGAAAUGGUUCACAACAGCAAAGUAACUAUCCAAUGAAAGUGUAUCCCACGAUACCUGUAUUAAAGCAGCCACAACAAGGAGGAGGAUAUCCGAAUCAGAAUGUGAUCCAAAAUCAAACUAGUGUUAAUGCAGCUAAUAUGGCUAUGCGUCAACAACAGCAGCAGCAGAAUAAAAUAAAUCAGAACAACCCACCAGCCGCAUUACAGCCGGUGAGACAAGCACCAAAGAAGCCAGCUGGAGUAUCAAAGGAUGGGGCUGAAAAAGCAAAGAAGACAUCUAAACCAACAAUGUCAAACGCAGAAAUAAUGAGUAAAUUAAAGCAGGUAACACUUGAUGCCGAUCCUUCUACGUUAUUUAAAAUGAUUGAAAAGGCUGGGCAAGGUGCAAGUGGUUCCGUAUAUCUAGCAGAGAGAACAGAAAUUAUUGAAGCUGACGGUCCUCAACAUCAAAGAGGAGGUACUGAACACGAAGAUCCUCUAAUUGGUGAUAAGGUUGCAAUAAAACAGAUGGUAUUAUCCAAGCAACCCAGAAAAGAAUUAAUAGUGAAUGAAAUUAUGGUAAUGAAUGAUUCUCGUCACGAAAAUAUUGUUAACUUCUUGGAAGCAUAUCUAAAAACUGAAGAUGACUUAUGGGUUGUUAUGGAAUACAUGGAGGGUGGCUCAUUAACAGAUAUAAUCGAAAACAGUCCAACAAAUGGCAGCGCUUAUUCUCCAUUAUCUGAACCUCAGAUUGCAUAUAUUGUAAGAGAAACGUGUAAAGGUCUGAAAUUUUUGCAUGAUAAAAAUAUUAUUCAUAGAGACAUCAAAUCAGACAACGUUUUACUGGACACCAAAGCUCGUGUGAAGAUUACUGAUUUUGGGUUCUGUGCAAAGCUUACCGAUCAAAGAAGCAAAAGAGCAACAAUGGUUGGAACUCCUUAUUGGAUGGCUCCCGAAGUUGUCAAGCAGAAAGAGUAUGAUGCUAAGGUGGAUGUUUGGUCUUUAGGUAUUAUGGCAAUUGAGAUGCUGGAAGGAGAACCACCUUACUUAAAUGAAGAUCCUCUAAAAGCUCUUUACUUAAUUGCAACGAAUGGUACACCAAAAUUGAAGCACCCCCAGUCCUUAUCACUUGAGAUUAAAAGAUUUUUAAGUGUCUGUCUUUGUGUUGAUGUAAAGUAUAGGGCUUCGACAGAGGAAUUGUUGCACCACAGUUUCUUCAAUAUAGCAUGUGAGCCUGAGGACUUAACAUCACUUUUGGAGAACAAGAAGUAA